Molecule: messenger RNA, 7583 nt
Organism: Dipodomys spectabilis (banner-tailed kangaroo rat)
Lineage: Eukaryota; Metazoa; Chordata; Mammalia; Rodentia; Heteromyidae
Gene: Reps2
Product: RALBP1 associated Eps domain containing 2
Exons: 19
Coding region: 66-2102 (678 amino acids)
Biological process (GO): endocytosis; endosomal transport
Cellular component (GO): plasma membrane; cytoplasm
Molecular function (GO): calcium ion binding; protein binding
Source: RefSeq, a predicted model, not a curated record
AUUGUGACAGAGGCGGUGGCACCUUCGCUGGGGACAGUGCUUCAGCAGGACUCCUUGGAAAGCCCAUGGAGGCGGCGGCGGGCGGAGGCUGUGGUUCUGGGCCGCCCUUGCUGCUGAGCGAAGGCGAGCAGCAAUGUUACUCCGAGCUGUUCGCGCGCUGCACGGGCGUCGCUAGUGGGGGCGCACUCCCUGGGCCCCCUGAGGCCGCCAGGGUCGCCCCUGGAGCUGCCAGUGCGGCCACUGGUCCGGUGGCCGAUCUGUUCCGGGCGUCACAGUUGCCCUCUGAGACACUGCACCAGAUCACAGAACUGUGUGGCGCGAAGCGAGUUGGUUAUUUUGGUCCGACGCAAUUUUACAUUGCUCUGAAAUUGAUUGCUGCAGCACAGUCUGGCCUCCCUGUGCGAAUAGACAGUAUUCAGUGUGAAUUGCCUCUGCCUCGUUUUAUGAUGUCAAAGAAUGAUGGUGAGAUACGAUUUGGGAACCCAACUGAGCUUCAUGGAACGAAGGUUCAGAUUCCAUAUUUAACCGCGGAAAAACUUUCCUUCAAAAGAAUGGACGAUGAGGAGAAACAGCAGGAAACACAGUCUCCCACGAUGUCACCUCUUGCCUCCCCUCCUUCUUCCCCGCCUCAUUACCAGAGGGUGCCCUUGAGCCAUGGCUACAGCAAACUGCGGAGCAGCACUGAACAGAUGCAUCCAGCUCCCUAUGAAGCUAGGCAGCCCCUUGUCCAACCUGAGGGAUCAUCAUCAGGGGUUCCAGGAACCAAACCUGUUCGGCAUCAGGCUUCUCUCAUCCGGUCUUUUUCAGUGGAGAGGGAACUACAGGACAACAGUAAUUACCCGGAUGAACCCUGGAGAAUAACAGAAGAACAGCGGGAAUACUAUGUCAAUCAGUUCCGGUCGCUUCAGCCGGAUCCAAGUUCCUUCAUUUCAGGAUCUGUGGCCAAGAACUUCUUCACCAAAUCAAAGCUUUCCAUUCCAGAACUCUCUUAUAUAUGGGAACUUAGCGAUGCUGACUGUGAUGGAGCCCUGACUCUGCCUGAGUUCUGUGCUGCAUUUCAUCUCAUUGUGGCUCGGAAGAACGGCUACCCACUGCCUGAAGGCCUGCCUCCAACUUUACAGCCAGAAUACCUGCAAGCAGCUUUUCCUAAGCCCAAGUGGGAGUGUGCUUUGUUUGAUUCUUAUUCUGAGUCAGUUCCAGCAAACCAACAGACCCGUGACUUGAAUCGGAUGGAGAAGACAUCUGUUAAAGAUGUGGCUGACUUUCCUGGCCCUGCCCAAGACAUGACUGGUGAUGAUAAACAAGCUUUGAAAAGUGCCAUCAAUGAAGCCUUACCAAAGGACCUAUCUGAGGAUCCAGCAACUUCUAAGGAUUCCAACAGUCUCAAAGGAAGACCAAGAUCCAGAUCUUACUCUAGCACCUCCAUAGAAGAGGCCAUGAAAAGGGGUGAGGACCCACCCACCCCACCACCGCGGCCACAGAAAACCCAUUCCAGAGCCUCCUCCUUGGAUCUGAAUAAAGUCUUCCAGCCCACUGAGCCAGCUACUAAAUCGGGAUUGCUACCUCCACCACCUGCACUCCCUCCAAGACCUUGUCCAUCACAGAUUUCCCAGCACAAUGUAAACACUGAGCCCAGCACUCAGCCCAAGCUUCCAGCUCAGCUGCCUAACUAUGGAGAUUUCAGACGACAGGAACAGUCAGAACAAGUGUCUGAUGCCGAGUUACUUCCACAGAUGAACAGAACUCCUUCCCAGGCUGCAGAAAGUAGUCCAGCAAAGAAGGAUGUUCCAUAUUCUCAGCCUCCAUCAAAGCCUAUUCGUAGGAAAUUCAGGCCUGAAAAUCAAUCUACAGAAAAUCAAGAGCCUUCCACUGUUGUAGCUGGGCCAGCUCCUGUAACAACUGUGAAGCCCCAUCCUACAGUUCAAAAGCAGUCUUCCAAACAGAAGAAGGCAAUUCAAACUGCUAUCCGUAAAAAUAAAGAGGCAAAUGCAGUUCUGGCUCGGUUGAACAGUGAACUCCAACAACAACUCAAGGAGGUUCAUCAAGAACGGAUUGCAUUGGAAAACCAAUUGGAACAACUUCGUCCAGUCACUGUGUUGUGACUGCCCCAAAGUUCAAGUGACGGCGUGUGACCUUGUCUGCCAAGAUAUUUCUUUUGAAUGUUUGAGCCAGCCAUUUAUCAUAGAUGUCAGACUGUGUCAAAAGUUGUAAACAGCAUAACAUAAUCUCUGUCACCUUUUCUCUUCUGCAUUUUACUAUGGUGGAAAAAAAUCCCAAGUAUCACACUUAAAAUUGUAAUUAUCAGUAGACUUUAUCUCCCAUUCUUAAGUGCUUCAUCAAGGCAUUGGAUGCUGAUCCUUACCAAAAAUCCAUCUUCUAGCAAAUAAUUUAGAACAUGAUUUAUUUAAAGGAUUUAUGAUUUUUACAAAACCUGAUAACCAAGUACCUUCAGGAUGCUAGUUUUAUUUUUGUAUGCAUAUCACACACAGUAGGUUGGUUUACUACAAUUGUUAUUCCAACUGGAUAGUCUUUGGCAUGAUAACAAAACCAAAAACUAAAAGAAAAUGAAAGCAUCAAAUUUAGACUGGCGUUGUGCCCUCCACCACUACAUGCCAAAAAAUUGUUUCUCUAGUGCCAUUUUGAUCUCAUAUCUAGCUAUAAAUAAUACAUGACUAUUGUUCUGUAGUGAAUGUCAAAGACUUAUUGGAUCUUUACACCUCUGUGAAGUAGAGAUUUUGGCAACAAGCUAUUUAACUUGUCCAAUCUAAGCCAUCAACCCAGAAAACACAGUCCUUUCAUGUAAAUUUUGAGCAAGAGCAAUCUACCUUAACUGCCUCAUCUGAUCAACUUAAACAAAUACUUGCCAUAUUUCUACUUUUAUCUUGCAUGGGAUAGCAUAGUUAUAGAUGCAUGAGUUUGCAAAUCAUCCAUCAAUAUGAAAAGCUGGGUUGAUAAAUAUAUGUUGUUUGAACCCAGGUAUCCAGAGUAGAAAGGAAAAGGGAAUAUUUGCCAACAAUCUCUGGUAGUUAUUUUCAUCUUAAUUUUAUCUUAAAGUAUGAAUGAAGGCACGUGAUCCUCACAUUAGCUUUAUGACUUUUAUUCUCUGUGGAGUGUACCCUUGGGAAGUAAAUGGCUUAUAUACGCAGGAGCUCACCUAACUGGUGUAGGUGAUGUAAAGCAGUUCCAAAUGCAGAAUCUAGUAUUCUAUAGAAAUUUAAGUAGCUGCUGCUGCUUUUGAAAGUCCAAGCUGAAAAUGGGAAUUGACUGGCUCUACCAGGUUACAGAAUUAUGGGUCACUCAGCCUCAUCUGGCAUGCCAAAUUUAACAUUGCAUUGUGAGGCUUACAACAAGACAAACUAACUGUGGUGCAUUUGGCUAAUUUACCUAUUCUUUGCAUAGUGGGAUGGAGUAUAGUUAGGGUCCUUUGUGAAAUGCUUUUGAAUGUUUUUACAAGAUGUGAGAUUAAACUAUUGAUAAGAGCUGAGAACUUUUGGAAAAAGCAGAAAUGUAUUUAAUGCUUCCUUAUUCCAUUGGAAAGUUCUAUCAAUAGCUGAACAACAGAAGAAAAGGGCUCAAGCAGAUGAUGUUUUUCCAAAGAAAAACAAAUUGUUGAAUCUAUUCCAUGCAUAUUUAAGGGUUUCAACUGAUCUGAUUUUGAAAGUCAUGAAAUUUGAACCUUCUUUAUUUCCUUUCCUUUUCUUCUUUGGCUGCCUUUUAUGUUGUUGUGGAGAAAGAUUAGGAGUGAAUUUAAACCCUUACAGAGAUUAUGAAUGGGUCAAUAGAGUUUUAGGUAAGCUCUUUUUCCUUUUGCUGAGAUCUAGAGGCUGUAACACAUUUUUUAUCAACGGUGUUCUUAUUGCAGAUGUUUUGCUUUUGUUAUAUUCAGUCAGAAAAGACUAACAUAUGCACAGAAUCUUCCAGUAUGUGUGCAUUUACUCUGGAUAGUACUUCAUAUCUACCAGCCAGACAUAUGACCUAAGGAAUGUUAGUCCAUACUAUGCAUUUAAAAAUAUUAACAUGCUAUUUCCCCUGUGAAGUCAAUGACAGAGUGAGCCAAGUUAGGAGGUUGGAGUUUUGUUUAGUUGGCUUCAUUUGCAUUAAAGGAAAAAUCUUGCCAUGGACACAAAGCCCUCUAGGUUUUAUAGUCUCACCAAAAAUUUUGUGUGCAUGUGGUUUUGGCUAUACAUCAUGCAUGCAAGUGCUCAUUGCCAAUAUUUAAGAUAGGCAUUGCAUUCAAGAACACAUCAAUACUACAUGUGCCUAGCAUUCUUAGUUGGACCUAAUGUUGGCCCAUUGUUUCCCAGUAGAUAUUUUAGAAAGGAGAUAUUUGUGUAUGUAUAUACUCAGAGACACAUAUACCUUACAAAUAGAGUUACCUUACUCUAGUACUCAUCCUCUCUUUCUGUUUUCUUAGGAUGUGUACUUUUAAUUUAGGAUUAUAAUGCCUGAUAAUGUCUCUGUGUACUUUUCAUGUGAUUUAUUGGAAGGCUGGUGCAUUGAAAUCACCAUUUUACCUCUUUUGAAAAACUUCUCCAAGAUUAGACUUUCUUAUUGGGCAGAAAUCCAUUGAUCGAAGGAUUUAUACUGUCCCCACUCAUGGGGGUUUAAUUACUUUGUUAUGCAGUGGUCUUUCCUUGAAAGGAUCCUCCAGUCCCACAGAUGAGAACAUAAUAGGAGGUUAUAGUGGGCUUUAAUGGUCCUUUGGUUUCUCUCCCCUGCCUCUUUCCCCUCUUCUCUAUCUCUCACUAACUUGCAUUAAUAUACAGAGGGGGUUUUCAUUGUUACAUUAUGCACAUGUUUACAAUAUAGUCCAAAUAGUCUCAACUUCAGCAUCUCUUCUACAUGCUCUUGGUCACUUUCUAUUUGCAGACAUGAAGCAAAACCAAAUAGUAGAUACCCGGAAUGGAUGUGUUAUGCCAUAAUCAAGGCAGAUGAUUGCCUUAGUUGAAAGGAUCUAAUUACUCUACAGAUAUUACUAGUGCUUGGAGACUAAUUGGGAGAGGAGUCAGCUUAGCUGGAGGGCGUGCCUAUCUUCUUAGCCCUAGAGAUGUCAGAGCUGGGCAGGACUGCGCUCAUCUCCUAUCAUUUGCAUGUGGGGAAAGCUCCUGACCCAAGAAUUCAUGGAGCUGGGAUGUCAGCCUGAUUUCUUCUACCAAAACUAAAAUUAGAUUAGGAGGUUUUUAAAUAUUUGCCAUUGAGUUUUAUUGACUCUAUUCGUCUGUAAAUAUGAAGACAUGUUUUAAAGAAAUUUAGAUCUAGACAUUUCUCUUGGAGUGAAGUAAAAUAAUAAAAUCUUAAGGAAAAGAAUAUUACUGAACCAUUUUUUUCCUGAACACUUUACCUAUCAUGGUGCAAUGUUACUGUACAUUUCUUGGCAGCACUUUUGACAGCUGUUUCUUUGAACAGAUUCCAUUCCCAUAGUCCUUAUGGGAGCUUGUUUUAAAGACUACUGUGAUUGAAAUGAACUCAAUAUGUAGUAAGUUAUAGCUUUUCUUCAAUAUAUCUUUGGUUGCUUUCGUUGCAAAUGUUUAAUUUCAACAUAUUGUUAAGGUGAGUAAUCAAAAGCAUGGAUUUUCUUUCUUUCUUUUUUUUUUUUUUUUUUUUACCAAUAACUGAACUAUCACAAACCUUUUUCUAUUUAGAUGUGAUUUAAUUUUAUGUUUCUUGAGUGAUCUCACAGCCAUGGUAAUAAUAGAUUUUUAAGUAGACUAUUGAUAAGAUAAUGUCUGAAACUGAUGUAUUUCUUGAAAGACAUUUGCAUAUGUCUUCUUCUAAGCAAUAAUUGGGAAAAGCUCAGUUGCAUUAUUAACACCUUAGAAUUAAAACCAUUUGUUCAACACAAACUACACAAACUACUUCUUAUCAUCAAGGAGAUGUGAUUUUAAAAUAUAUGUAUUUAAACAAGAAUUUAACAUCUUGUUAUAACCAGAUCCUUCCAUGUUAUUGACAAGAAGGCCCAUUACAUUGUGGUUGGAACAUUAUGAAUGUGAACAAAAUAAUCACAGUUAAGGAGGUCUUCCUUCCUUCCCAUUAAAUUAAAUAGAACACUAGUGAUUUUGAUUUUGAUUUCUCUUACUAGUUUGCUUUGUUUAACGUGUGCUCUUUAAAAGUUCUGAUUUCAAAGGAUCAGUUAUGGGUGCUUUGUUAGGGAAUUUUGCAUCAUUUUGCAGUGUGGUCCAGGUUCCUAGUAAGAAGUGAGGAUUUGGGUUUGUAGCAUCUUCAGUCCACAUAUCUUGCUUUUCUUUCAGCACAGGCGAAGGGAGGCUGCCCACUAACACUCACAGAUUAGUCACUGAUGGCAAUUCGGAUGAGUACUUCUCUGUGGGCCGCCCUGCUUUGUUUCUUUGAUGAGAAAUGGAUCUAGGUCUGUGGAUAUGCCAAGAGCAGCAGGCGUGGAGAGCCAGACUUUAAGAGCAAUGCAAGCAGAUCCUAAGGGCACCUGCCUAGCCCCUGAACAGACUUUCAAAAGCUGUCAUGCAAGUAUGGUGCAAGGCAGACAUUUUGUUAGUGCAAGCAAGACAGCACAGGUCUAAAGCGGCUUUUAGGAUAGUGUGAUUGGCUUUUAGGAUAGUGUGAUUCUUUUCUGAAUUUAGUAAACACUAACUGAUGGUAAAGGAACCUUCUCUGGGAAGCACUACAGGGUUUCAGUCUAUAGGCCUUGUUUUGGUUACAGAAGCUUAGCUUUGCCCUCAACAAUUGGAGAAUGCUUAUUGUUUUUUACAUCUUGUGAAUUGUCCGAUCUUGCUUCAAGCUAAUUCCAUGGUAGUGGGAGGUUGAAUAAAGUAGGUUUAUGACUCUGAAGAGCACAGAAGAGCAUACUUCAAGAGGGCUGAACUUGGAAUUUGGAAACUAAAAUAAGGAGACCUUCAGGUGCCAGUUCCAUAGCACUCUUUUGGAUAAUAGACUAAGACCUUAAAGCUCCUUUAGGGAUCUCUGCCCUGAGACACGUACUUAACACAGUACCCCAAUUGCAUGCAGCUUACAUCAACAAAAGUGUGUUAUUUUUAUUGUCAACUUAUAUGACAGCUUCAAAUGCACCCAGCUUGGGAGCCAAGAAUAUCCUCUUCUUUAGCACUGCCGUUCUUUUUGGCUCAAAUAUGAUAGUGAGCCAGAGAUGAAAAGAGCCAUUUUAGUCUUCAUAGGUAUUGGCCAAAAGUGAUACUGAGCUGUCUAUUUUAAUCUUGAUAGUAAAAAUGUAUAUUAUAUUUUUUCACUACAGGUACAUGGUAAAAAGUACUACAGGUACAGUAAAAAGUGUAACAGCAAAGUAUAUAUUUGAUGCCUUCUGUCUUUUCAUGAUAAUGUGCUAACAAGUUGUGUUAAUAUUUUACUCAGCCAGAAUCUCAUGUGUUUGUUAAGCAUUAGGAACAUUAUGCAUAUUUACCUUCCACCUAAAUAAAUCCCCGAGACUGUUCUAUAUUUGAAUUGUGAUUUGUAGACUCAAGUUAAUUUUCCUGCCUCUGUUUCACACUUGUUGAAAUAUCUGUGAAGAAGAUAGUAAGAAAAAUUUCCAAUGGGGAAAAAUGUACAUGUUGUGAAAUGGGGGUGCUGUGUUAAAAAUAAAUGUAUGUUACCUAAGCGGC